Molecule: messenger RNA, 7930 nt
Organism: Amoebophrya sp. A120
Lineage: Eukaryota; Dinophyceae; Syndiniales; Amoebophryaceae
Source: the annotation of a GenBank genome assembly
UUGGUCGCCAGGACGUCGACGUGGAGCCCUCCUCGGAUGACGAAUCCCUUAUGGCUCCUGGUCCUGGGCACGGCAACGGCGGGCGCGAAUCGGAAUCCGUAUCAACUGCAAAAAUUGCCUGGGUCUGGAAAAGUGCAAAAACAUCGUUUGUCAUGCGCGUUUUGUAUAAACGCAUGUGGACUGUGAUGGAUGCCCUGGCAUCACAGAUUCCGUGAGAUCUUUGCCAUGCCUUUUCCGCAUGAGAAACUGCCUCUUGGCUUGCUCAAAUAAAGUGGACGGCUUUAUUGAUAAUCAUGCAACACUCACAGAUCCUUGCAUGAUUCAGAUUUAGCAUGACAAGUUGCACCCUUCCAGACCCAGACACUUUUGUAAUCCAUAAGCCGACGAGAUUGACAAUGAGAACAAGGUGCGCAUCAAUUCACAUGGGUCGAUACGCGGACACGCUGCGGCGAGGGACUCUCAAGAAGAUGAGUCUGAGGAGCUGCAGCAGGAGGAUGAAGAGAUGCCGCAACAGCAGGACUCAGAGGAGGAUCUGGGGCACGAAGAGGGCCUGCAGCAGGAGGGCGAAGACGAGCGGGAGAGCGAGGAGGAGCUGGAGGACGAAGAGGAGCUGGGACAGGUCGUAUUUACGAAGGAGGAGGACACGUUGCUUGCGAAGCGGUAUGUGGAGACGAAUCUGGGGUCCUAUGAGGAGGCUGUGCGCGACGCAGACCAUAUGAACUGCAAAAGUAUCGCACUCGUAUAAAUGCAUAGAUAUACAAAUCUCCUCAGCAUGAGAAAAAAAAAUUGUAGUCCUAAAGAAAAAGAUAAAGAUUUGCAAUGCAUGCUUGCGAUACGAGUGCGAUACUUUUGCACAGCAUAGGCCAGAGCGUCCUGCUAUUUUUGAAAAACAAGCUGCUCAAGUCGUUGCUGAAGUGUCUCUGGCUGGAGUGGAGUAUGACCGCCGCCCUGAUUAUCACCGUUGGCUGCAGCCUGUGCAGAAAGUGCAAGCAGCACCAGGCGCAACUCGAGCGGGCCGCCCGCCUCCGUAUUGAAGACCAGUGCAUCCCUGUUCCCCGCCCCAAAGCCAAGUCGGGGCCCGGAAAGUAUCCUGUGCAAAAGUAUCGAAUUCGUAUUGCAGACAUGCAUUACAAAUCCAAUCGUUUAUGUAAAUCCGCAUUACAUAUUAAUUGAGUUCUCAUUCUCAAUCUCAUGCUGAAGAAAUUUGUAUUACGCAUUUAUACGAGUGCGAUACUUUUGCAGUUCAUAGACAGAUGAAAUCCGCAAAGGCAAAAGCGGCUCCAGCAACAGGGAUUAGACAGCAGGGCAACGCGGGCGAAGGCGAGUGGGCGGAUUGCACGAAGCCAGUUUUCAAAAACGGCGAGUCCGCGAGUAUGAACCGGAUUCACCAAUCAGGUGGUCAGAAGCAGCACACCGGGGGCCAAGGUCAUCGGAUAGCCGCCGGGGAGGAAAUUGACCAAGCUCCCGUGGUAUCAAAUGCAAAGAUGGCCGGGUGUGGAAGCAUGCAACUUGUGAUGCUACAUCUGGAUUCCAAAAAAAUCUGUAUUGCAUGAGCAGCAGAGGGAGUGUAAUUUUUCCUACCCGGAGGGGCCAUUUGUCAUGCGUUAUAGGCAUUAAGAAGCCUACUGCCUACAAAAAAUGAAAAUCUGUGAUGCUAGGGCAUGCAUCACAGACAUCAGGGCUCAUGCACGACGUGCGUGACAAAUCUUAGAAUCAUCCAGACCCAGACACUUUUGCAUUUGAUACUUGAACGGCGACGCAGACCUCGACGCCAACGCAAUUCAGCCGUCGAUGAAAGAGCUUUGCAAGGAGUACGCAAAGAACCGGGGCCAUGGCGGGCGGGCACAGCUGCAGAACACUUUUACCAACUUGUUUUUCAUCGUGCGAUACCGGUUGCCAGAGAACAUCUUUGCGGGCUUGCUGGAGCUAUGCAAGACAACCGGCGGGUCUGUCUACGCCUCCGGCGGUUUCAACGACUACCUCUGGGUUGCGUUGAAGCAGGGGAUUCUCGAGAAAAAGCAAAGGCUGGCGGGAAGAAUUAUGGGGCUCUCAAGCGUUACGCCCCCAGCUGUUACAUGAUUUGCGAUGCAAAAUCAGCAGCAGCAUCUUCAACGCGAUCAAGUUAAUUCGCAUGACAAAUUAUCGAAGGGCAAGGCAUCGUCUAAAUCUGUCCAAAAUUUGCAAUGCGAGAGCUUCAAGUGCGCGCCCCGCACCACUGCUGCUCUUGCAUUGCAAAUUUAUGUAACAGCUGAGAACGUAACGUUUGAGAAGUCCAUAAGAGUUGGCUACUGUUGUUUAUCAGCAGACGAAAAAGACGGCUGCAUCAGUGUGCGGGUGUCCUUCAUAGCGUCAGGUGAGAUGCCGAAGAAAGUGGAUAUGCAUCUCGCCGCUUUGCCGGUCGCAAAUAAGUCACCGCACACCGUUUACGGAGUUCUCCGGCAAAUUCUACAACUGGUGGGGCUGGACUACGGUGAUAAUUGUUGUCUUCAAUUUGACGGCGCGAGGGAGCUUGGCGGCACGUGCGCCAUGACGCUGGACUUCGCCAACGUGGGGAAGGAAACAGCAGCACUCGCACGGGAUGCAGCGCUCCCAAAAAACCAUCAGUACGCAUUCGACGACGGAAUUGAUGCCUUGGUGGCAGGCAACGAAAGGGCGCAGCGGGAGGAGCUUGCGGCGGGGCUUCACGAGGAAAAACGCGGGGUCUCGGGCGGCAAGGUGCUAGAUCUGCUGGACGCCUUGUGCUCUGAGAACGCAGAGUUGAAGCAGGAAGUAUUGGCAGUUGCACCCCUUCCAUCGGGUGCGAAAAAAACGAAUCUCCUGAAGAUGUUGCUGAAGGACUACGAGAAUCAGAUCUUCGUCCUCUUGUGUGGUGCGCACGACGCUAGUGCGUCGCUGAAAAAAGCCUGGGCAUGAAUUGCAAAAGAAUCGCAGCAGCUGCAAUUGCAUUACAAAUUUCCUCAGCAUGAUGAAACGCGGACUCUGUAAUGCGGAUUGACUUGAAGUUGAAGAGGAGGAUCUCUGUGCAGCGCAAGCAUGACUGCAAUUGAUACGAGCUGUGCGAUAUUUUUGCACAGGAUACGUGCUCGCUGCUGAAAAUUUUACCCUCCCGGGCGCACGGGCCGGGGAAUGCCCGUCCCUGGACACCAUUUGCCGCGUAAUGAACAGCUUCUACUACAUAUCCUAUUUAAAAACGUCCCCGCCCUAUAGUUGUCAUGCAGAUUUGCAUCUACAGAAAAAUCUGUGAUACACAUCCGCGAGAGAGGAAUUUGUAGUCGUGUUCUGGGAUUUGUAAUGCUAUGAAUGAAUAAAUAAACAGGAUGAGCAGACGCCUCUGUGAUGCGGCUGUCCUUGCCAAACAGCACUACACUACAGAUGAUAACCUGGCACGCAUACCUCCCAAAGCUGGGAGACUUGUAUUGCAGAUUUACCAACUUGACUACGGUGCGGGGACGUUUUUACUCAGGAUACUACAGCCUGCAGUCGUCGCACAAGUUGAAGACGGAGCUGAGUGCCUUCGUUGCCACGACACAGGACGCAGCGGUGCGGUCGACGGGAUCACUGCACGCGAUUCACUCUCGAUGGAAUUUCCACCGGGUUGUGCUGACUUUCCUGGUGCAGCACCACGCAGCACUGACGGAGUUUGUCUUCCUUCAGAUCAAGAAGCUCGGACAUGCGUCUUAUUUUGGCGAGGGACCGAAUAUCGCGAUCAUCCAGCGGGCGCUCGGGGUAGUGCCGCUGGAGCCUCCUCCCCCGAAAGCCAAGGCGGCCGGUGCACCUUCAAAAGCAAAAGCGGCGGCGGUGGGACCCAGCAAGGGCAAGGGGCAAGGGAAAGGCGCCGCUACGAACGGCGGGCGGGUAGCACCGUCAAAGCAGGCUGCCGCGGAGACGUGGUGUGAGAGGGCAAGUUUGCUUAUUUAUGGGUUGCAAAUAUGUCUGGGUCUGGAAGAGCCAGACCUGUGAUGCUGCAUGUGGAUGCUACAGAAGUCUAUCUGUAUUGCAUGAACAGCAAGAAGAGUCAAAUUUGGCUACGCGGAGAGCGGAUUUGUCAUGAAUGCAGGGUGCGCAACGGUAGGCGCUCAAAAAAUGUGUGAUGCUAGGGCAUAUGUCACAGACAUCAUGGAAAAUGUGCAUGACAAACUUCUCCUCUUCAAGACCCAGACAUUUUUGCACUCGGUAUUAUUUAUCCUGUGCAAAAGUGUCGCAUUUGUAUAAUUAAAUGCAAGCUCUGCAUUACAAAUAUUUUUCCUAAGGUAAACGAGCAUGACAAAUUUCAUUUUUCAUGCUGAGAAAAUUUGCAAUGCAUUUACUUAUGCGAGUGCGAUACUUUUGCAGUUCAUAUUACUUCGUGGCCGACAAUUUUGAUGGCAGCUGCGACGGCGGAUUUGUGUACCACAGUCGACGCUUCGAUCUUCAAGCCGUUCCAGUGUUUGGGCCAGGAGCCGAAGUUCGGGGAGCUGGAAACAAUCUGCUGCCAGGCACAGCUGAAUCUCGUCGCAACCCUGGAGUCGAUUGACGCCCAGCUUGAUGCGCUUCGCCUGGACGAGGCCGAGCGGGAGGUCGCUGCAAUUAAGAAAGCGAGGCAGGAGAACAGAGCGGAAAUGGCGGAGAAGCUGAAGAUAUGGACUGCAAACAGGUCUGGGGCUGGAAGGUUGCAACCCGCAACCGCAGCAAGGCUGUCUUUGGAUUCCAAAAAAAAUUAACUAUAUUGCAUGACCAGCAACUGCAACAGCAGUCCAGUUUAUGCUACGUACGCGGGCACGGCGUUUGUCAUGCGGAGUAGGUAUCUAUCAGGAACCCUUCUAAAACUAAAAUUGUCUGAUGCUGGGCCAUUCAUUGCAGGGAACAUCGGUCAUGAGAGAUAUGCAUGACAGAUCUUGCAUUCUUCCAGACCCAGACAUUUUUGCAGCUGAUAGAAGAACUUGCGCAAAAGGCUUGGAGUAAAAAUCGAAGCAGCAAAAGCGCAGAGCAGCGCCGUGCCGAUGCUUCAGCGUGUCUUCCGGAUGAACACGGAAACUGCAAUGGGAGGCAUCAUCUUCCCCCAGGAGUCAAAGUUGCGGGACUUGGCCUGGCAGAACAAGUCUGCAGUGGCGAUGAGCUGUGUAAGGGGCAAGCUCAACUGCUUCGUUGAAAACUUCUGCGACGGCAUCGAGACGCUGAUGGCGAAGCGAACAAACUGGGCCCAGGUCGGGAGAAUGUUUUGCGCGAAACUCGGCACCGAGAUCGAUCCGAAGUACGAGGACUGGAAGGAGGACAUCAGAGAGUGCCAGGUCCAGUGCAAAAUCCGAGGGUCACCGAUCGAGGCGCUGGUGUUUCUGCAUAAAAAAGACACUAGGCAACUGGACCUCGGGCGGCCGGCCUUUCGACUUCUCAACGCGUGCGCGCUGGCCGAGUUUAGUACGGCGCAGAACGAUAUGGACUGCAAAUGUGUCUGGUUCUGGAUGAAGAUUCUAACUAAAGCUGUGAUGCUGUCUCUUGAUCCGAAAAAAAAAAACUGUGUUGCAUGACCAGCCAGGGCGCUGCAGUUUGUGCUACGCGGAGAGGGCAUGUCUCAUGUGGUAGAGGCAUCGCAAAGCCUUCUCAAAAUCUGUGAUGCCAGGUCAUGCAUCACAGAGAGACAUCAGGGGUCAUGCAAAAUAUGCUUGCAUGUUGACAAACCUUCCAUUCUUCCAGACCCAGACAUAUUUGCAUGUGAUAAACAAAAGGGACCUCAAGCAACUUUACGAACAGAAGCAAAAGAACGCGGGGACGGUGAAAAUGGUCGGGCGGCACAGUUUAGACCAAAUUCUGAAACACGAACAGGCGGGAACGGAGGCAGAGUUCGCAGCUGCUUGCGCGUCCCUGUAUCUUUCCAACAGGUGCCGGGCGCCCUUCCAGAGGGAGAAGAACGCACACGAGCGGUCCGACAAGGGCGCGAAGCGGGGGCCGCAGGAUGGAGAUGAGCGCUUUGCAACGAAGGUGGGACUGAAUGCGGCGGACGUCCGUGCAGCGGCGCGCGCGGCAGCACCCGAGCCCGUGAAGAAGAAGGCUCACGCGGGAGGAGGAGUGGGCGCGGACGCCUCCAAGCUCGUCCUGAACGAGGCCAACGACGACCUGAAGAACUCGGUUUUUGAAGGGCGGGAGGAGGAGAUUAUGCCCGCCGAAUAUCUCAAACACGAGACACCCGCAGCGACUGCGACAUUCUCAAAAAAGCAGGUGUCGCUGCUGGAGCAUGUGACGGCGCAGGGGAAGAAGAAGAACGGAACUGGGGCGGGUGGCAGUGUGCCCACAGCAAAUAUGUCUCUCUGGGUCGUCUGCAGAGUAAGUUCGAACAGUGGCGUAAGUCUGUGAGUGAAGGGUGGUCGCGCUGCAAUAUAGAGGCAGGCACGACUGCAGUUGUGAUGUGCUAGAAGCGGUGGCAGUGCCCUGCGCCUCCAUUCGCAUGGUAUAUUGCGUCUGCCCGUCACAGAUUUAAGUGAGGGUCAUGCCAAACAAGCAUGGCGGGCAGACUUCAAAUCUUUCCAAGGCCAGACAUAUUUGUAAUGCAUACAGGAGUAGCAGCUCGAGCGCCAGUAGCAGUCUUGCCGCGAGCAAGCAAGCGGGAGGACGGGGGGUGGGCAGCGCAGGGAGCAGUAGCAGAGUCGCCGCCGGGGCUGGCCACGCCAUGAAGGAGACCUUGCUUGGAGAGUCGUCCGCAGCUGGGCCGACUGGUAGUUUGAAGAUGAGCCUCGACCACGGCUUCAUGAGCUCGACCGUUAGUAGCCGCCUAAAGCAGGCCAACAGCAGCAAGCCCAGCAGCUCAGUGUCUUCCUUGGGGAAGGCGGGCAGCGCUGCCACCUCGUCGUCGAAAGUGCUGCAGCCUCCGGCGCCUUAUCAAAUGCAAAUGUGUCUCAAUGGGUCUGGAAGGGUGGAAUUUGUAAUGCUGUCUGCGGAUGAUAAAAGUAUCUGUGUCGCAUGAGUAGCAAGACCAGUCAGCUCUUGGCACGCGGAGAGGGCAUUUGUCAUGCGUAAUUUAUUAGCAUCAAGAAGCGAAAAAUCUGUGAUGCUAGCACCAGCAUCACAGACCUCACGGGUCAUGCAAAAUCUGCAUGACAAGCCCCGACUCCUCCAGACCCAGACAUAUUGAUAUUUGCAGUUCAUACGCCUUCGAAAAAACCUGCGGAAAGUACACUGCAGCCCGCGGCCUCUCACGCAGGCCGCCCCGUCGCGGCAAAGGGCAAAACCUCGGGGGGGCCCAGCUCUAGCUCUACGGCGAGAUCGUCGGCGAACGUGAAAGAGGACUUUUUAUCAAAUGCAAAGACUUAUCUAUGUCUGGGUCUGGAAGAGUGCAGGAGUUUGCCAUGCAGUUUCUUUUUGCAUGACCUUGACCCAUGAGGUCUGGAAUGCGGCAUCUAGCAUGACAGAUUCUGCAACGUCUCUGCCAUGCCUAUCUUGCAUGAGAGGUUCCUUCUCAACGAACUUGGUAAUCAUGCAGCACAGAUUUUUUGCAUGAUUCGAAUUUAGCAUGACAAGUUGCCAUCUUCCAGACCCAGACAUCUUUAAAGUGCAUUCUUUUUCAAGAUGAGCAAUACGCUGAGCGCUGGCGGUACAAUUGGAUUGAUAAUUACAAUAAUGAUACAAAGGGUGUGUUUGGGUGUAUGUCGGUUUCUCUUUUGUCUGCUGGUGCUGGUGCGAAGAUGAAAUCUAUUUUACAGAUAGCGCCUCUGCGGGUAGUGUUGCAGUCAGAUACGUGCAGCAAGAUAUAUAACCCUCUGAAUCAGGUCGCGGCGCGGAGGUUGCAGCCGCCGGCCACGUGACCGGAGGACCCACUGGCGGCGCCACAGCUGGCGGCGGUUCAAAAAAAAGGGCUAGGGUCGUAAGGAACGUGCAGGUCGACGGGAAUAAGAUUCGGCGGGUCGAGGAGUCCGAAUCCGAAGAGGGCGACCGGGAUGCUGAUGGGAAGAAGUUCGGCUGA